Molecule: messenger RNA, 1185 nt
Organism: Plasmodium gonderi
Lineage: Eukaryota; Apicomplexa; Aconoidasida; Haemosporida; Plasmodiidae
Exons: 2
Coding region: 1-1185 (394 amino acids)
Source: RefSeq, a predicted model, not a curated record
AUGUUUGAAGACAUAUCAAAAAAGUAUGAAAAAUUGAACAAGGCGGAAAAAAGUUUUGAUGAAACAAAUGACACGGUGCCAGACAGUGUAGGAAGAUUAUACUCCAUAGAUGGAUACACUAGUGACGGCAUGGAAAUUUCACAACCACAGUACAAUGAAUAUAAUACAUAUCCAAAUGCAAUAGUACAAGAAUAUGGAAAUAAUAAUAGUACUCCUUCUAUGACUUUCGGUUAUACAGGAAAUCCAUUAAGUUGUAAAACAUCCAACCCAAAGGUAUUUAUUCGAAGGGUUGAAAAUAAGAAACGCAAAGUAGGUAAUAACAAAUCUGGUUCUUUAAAUACAUCCUUUUCACAAGAUAUUAAUCCUUAUGUAAUAUACCCAAGUAAUUCCAUUAAUAAAAAUAACAUAGGAGAGUUUAGUUACACCAUUCCCCUUUGUGAUAAUAAUAAGAAUGCACAAUUUAGUGAUAAAUAUCUUAGUGGUAACUCAAAUAGAUUAACUUAUGCAUAUUUAUCCGAUGAUCUUAAUUAUUCCUUAAAUGGUCAAUUUAUGAACCUUGACAAUACAUACAUGAAUAUGCCUCUCUGUGUUCGUGAGUCUUUUCAAAAUAAUGACACGUACAACUUCGCCAAUCAAGUCUAUCCCCUGAGUGCGGGAAACAUUAACAUUAAUAACGAAUUUUUACAGGAGAUGGAUACAAAGUGUCAUAUAUCCCCUAAGGAUGUUAUUACGUAUAUUAACAACUUCAUAAAAUAUAUUUUUAAAGUACUAAAAUUGGCGUUUGCUAAAAUUAACAGAGAUUUAAAUACGAAGGAAAUAAACUUCGACCCAAGCGUGCCACCAGUGCAUGAAAUGGAUAUUGAUUGUGAGAUGUGCAGAAAAAAGUAUGGAAAUAUUUUAAUGGAUACUCAUCACAAAGAUUGUAUAAGUUUCUUUGAAGGUUUUGAUGAGUCUCGUACUAUUUUUCAUAAAAUAUGGGAUAUAAUAAACAAUUGGCUGGAUUCAAAAGAAAUUAAUAAAAUAGAUUUUUUUAAAGAUAGGGGAAAAAUAAGAGAAAUGGUACGACAAAAUAGUAAGGAGUUUGAGGAGGUCUACUACAAAAUGGGUACUUUUCCAAAAGAUGAAAAUGGAAAAAUUGAAUUGCCUCAAUUUAGCAACUUCGAAAGACACAGUGUUAUGAUGUAA